GCAGUCGUUCGCACGGAAACGGCUGCAGGCUGACCCCGCCCUCGGCCUGUAGCCGCUCCGGGAACCCGGACGGCGUCCGACAGAGGACACACGUCGGAGCGCAGCACCUACUACCACCUGGCUGGGGACAAGUUAUUACUUUGAGUAAUCCUUAAAUGAAGAGUGGGUAAAGCCCAUAUACAGAAGAGAGACUCCAGUCAACAAUAUCAAUAAGUCGAAGAAGAAAAAUGUUGUCCUUAAGCAAUCUACAAAAUAUCAUCUAUAACCCGACAAUCCCCUAUGUCAGUACCAUUACUGAGCAGUUGAAGCCUGGCUCUUUGAUUGUGAUCCGUGGCCAUAUUCCUAAAGAUUCAGAAAGAUUCCAAGUAGACUUUCAGCAUGGCAACAGCCUGAAGCCGAGAGCUGAUGUGGCCUUCCACUUUAACCCUCGCUUCAAAAGGUCCAACUGCAUUGUUUGUAACACACUGACAAAUGAGAAAUGGGGCUGGGAGGAGAUCACCCACGACAUGCCUUUCAGAAAAGAAAAGUCCUUUGAGAUUGUGAUCAUGGUGCUAAAGAACAAAUUCCAGGUGGCUGUGAAUGGAAAGCACAUCCUGCUGUAUGCUCACAGGGUCAACCCAGAGAAGAUAGACACGCUGGGCAUCUACGGCAAAGUGAACAUUCACUCCAUCGGGUUCAGAUUCAGCUCGGAUUUACAGAGUAUGGAAACAUCUACUCUGGGACUGACACAGAUAAGUAAAGAAAAUAUACAAAAGUCUGGCAAGCUGCAUUUGAGCCUGCCAUUUGAAGCAAGGUUGAAUGCCUCCAUGGGCCCUGGACGAACCGUUGUCGUUAAAGGAGAAGUGAAUACAAAUGCCAAAAGCUUUAAUGUUGACCUAGUGGCAGGAAGGUCAAGGGAUAUCGCUCUGCACUUGAACCCACGCCUGAAUGUGAAAGCGUUUGUAAGAAACUCCUUUCUUCAGGAUGCCUGGGGAGAAGAGGAGAGAAACAUUACCUGCUUCCCAUUUAGUUCUGGGAUGUACUUUGAGAUGAUAAUUUACUGUGAUGUCCGAGAGUUCAAGGUUGCGGUAAAUGGUGUGCACAGCCUGGAGUACAAGCACAGAUUUAAAGACCUAAGCAGCAUCGACACACUAGCAGUUGAUGGCGAUAUCCGUUUGCUGGAUGUAAGGAGCUGGUAGCUAUCAUGACUGCCAGAACCCUGGAAAUACAAAAUGGCUUAUCCGAUACUGGCCACGUCAAAUGCAUCUCGCUUUCACCACAUUGUUAUACUGUUAAGUUGAGCUCGCACAACAUCAAGUCCUACUGGUGUUGUCAGGCCUGGCCAUGCAGUGUGGCUACCUCUGAAUUCCCAGGAACAGAUCGGGGCAAUCACAGCUCACUGCCAGCGAGGCUCUGCACACUGGGUCCCUCUUAUAAAACUGCACUCAACAAAUAGAUAUCUAAGUGCCUAAUAUACUACAUAUGCUAGCUGACAGGGAUAGCAAGCGUACUUCCUCUGUACAUUCUCUGAGCUGGCCAGACAUGGCAGUGCCCACAACUUGUGUGGUGCCUGUUUUCUGGCACUCCCGUGUCACUCAACCAGUUUCUGAUGUAGGGUCUUCCUGCUAGCAUUGCAUUUACCCCACUAGGGGCCUUUGCAGUUAAGGUCAGAAAAAUAUACUAAUGAAUGGAAAACACUACUUCCCCAGUAAUCCUGUCAUAAUCAACAUUCUGUCAUAUCUCAUAACUGAAGACUGCAUAACAUUUAUUUAGCUCUCACUGCUUUAAACUUUAUAAAAUACAUGAUGCUGAACACAGCAGAAAAAUCGAGGCCCAAACCCUGAAUUCUGACAAGUGUUCUGCUCCAGGCAGAUUUCUGCUGCUUGAUUGGCAGAUUAAGUCCAGGGUGUCUGUGGCAAAGUGCGGUAGAAGUUUAUAGUUUGAAAAACCCUCUUGGGUAACGAACAUCAAGGUAUACAGUGAGUAUAUAAAACAGGCACUGUCAGAGCAAAGCCCAUCCAGGAGGGCAGUGUGAGCUGCUGUGGAGACCAGCCCUCGUGCCUUUGGGUCUGAAGAUGUCGGCACAUCAGCGAGGUCAAGCACCGCUCUGCCUGCUAAGUCGACUUGUAUUAGCAGAUACAGCUUCUGUACUCCUGUAACCUCCAGGAUUUGACUUUCUUCACUGGUUGUCACAGAUGUCAAAGGUUGUCUGUUGGGAGGGGGAAGUGUUACUUUCAUCAGGUCAUUGUAUGAUAUUAAACCACAGGAUAGCAUUCUGCCAGGGUUUAGGAGUAUUCAGUCAAUCUGCCCAGAUACACGUAGCAUACAUAGGAAAUAACAGCAUCAGCAAUCUUACUUUUUAGGAAGUACUCAAGGCAGCAACUGCUAGUCCUUCAUUUUCAUGCAGAUUUAUUAUGUUUACUCUAAAAAAUUCAUAUGGGGUGGUGGGUGGAACUGGGCAAUUCGUAGGGAGCCCAGAAGGCUCUAGAAUCCCCCAGUUACUUCCUUCAUGCAUUACUGAGAUGUUGGAGGUUGAAAAACCCUCAGUUAAAAAUAAAAGCCCAUUCAUACAAAA
Molecule: messenger RNA, 2554 nt
Organism: Rattus rattus (black rat)
Lineage: Eukaryota; Metazoa; Chordata; Mammalia; Rodentia; Muridae
Gene: Lgals8
Product: galectin 8
Exons: 10
Coding region: 228-1178 (316 amino acids)
Molecular function (GO): carbohydrate binding
Source: RefSeq, a predicted model, not a curated record